Sphenostylis stenocarpa is the source of this 804-nucleotide messenger RNA. Lineage: Eukaryota; Viridiplantae; Streptophyta; Magnoliopsida; Fabales; Fabaceae. The record is from the annotation of a GenBank genome assembly.
AUGUGUAUCUCAGUGUUCAUGUGGCAAGCUCAUCCGAAGUACCCCUUCAUUCUCUUACACAACAGGGACGAGUUUUAUUCUCGCCCUACGCAUCCGUUGGCAUGGUGGGGAGGGGAAACGAUUUUGGGUGGUAGGGACGCGCUGGGCGGCGGAACGUGGUUGGGUUCGACGAGAACCGGCAGGAUCGCGUUUCUUACUAAUUUUCGGGAAGUUGAGACCCUUCCACACCCCAAAACUAGAGGGGACUUGCCCCUUCGUUUUCUUCAGAGCAAUGAGAGUCCCCAGGAGUUUGCAGAGCACGUUGUGAGAGAGGCACAUCAGUAUAAUGGGUUUAACCUUGUGUUGGCUGAUAUUUGCACCUCCACCAUGGUUUAUGUGUUCAAUAGACCAAACCAAGAUAAUCAUCCUUCUGUAGCCCUAGUUACCCCGGGAAUUCACGUGUUGACUAAUGCAUCCCUUGACGCUCCUUGGCCUAAGGCUGAACGGCUGCGCCAAAGUUUCAAAGAAUUUAUUGAUGAAUAUGGUGAAAGUGAUUUUCCCAUCAAAGAAAUGGUUGAGAAGCUCCUGACAAACACAGUGAAAGAUGAAGAGUGUAUGCUACCUGGAAUUCAUCCCCCGAAACGAGAAUAUCCUUUGAGUUCUAUAUUUGUUGAAACAGAGCUUUCACCGGGGGGACCUUAUGGAACUAGGAGCUCUUCUGCCUUGUUGGUGAAAUCAAACAAGGAAGUCAGCUUCUACGAGAAAUAUCUGGACCAGAAGCAAUGGAAAGAGAAAAUGGUGGCCUAUAAGAUCAGCGAUAUAUGA